AUGUCAAGGGCUCCAAUCAUGAUAAGCGAACUGAAACCAGAGCAGAAUGUAUGGAAAAUCGUUGUGCGUGUGGUCGGUAUUUGGAUUGUGAAGGAAAGAAACGGACAACAGCAUCUUGAGGCUAUUCUGCAAGAUGUUAAGGCGUAUCAGAUUCAUGUGGUUACCCGCUCUCGAGAUCUUGAAAGCUGGAAAAAGAUUUUGCAGGAGAACCAAACUUAUAUGGUUUACAAUGGGGAAGCAUUGAUGAAUGACAUGCAACUUAAAGUUUGUGACAACAAAUUCAAACUGUUCUUUAAUCGUUCAACCACAAUCACUGCAUUAGACAUUCCAGAUAUUCCAUCCCACACUUUCCAUUUCAAGUCCCUGACUGAAUUUUUAAACGGCAAUUUUAAAGUUGACCGCCUUUACGACGUCAUCAGCGUUGUGCAGCAAGUUAUUCGUACUCAAGGUGCUGGAGCAGGAAAAAAGGCUUGCAUAAACUUGACGCUGGCGGAUGAAUGUGGUGCUGAAAUGGAAUUGACUUUAUGGGAGGCAUAUGCCAGCCAGUUCAUGAACUACACUGCUGAUGGCCAACUGGUCCUCAUACUUACUCAUUCAUGGUGUAGACAAAGUUCAUCUAAUGGAAAGCUUACCCUUUCAAGGUUAGCAAAUCAUGUCAUCGAGGCUAAGAUUAUAUCAGGUACUAAUAUUGGAAACACUAUUUACAUACCUAGGAUGUCUCUGUCUCCUUCUCAAUCUCCUUGGCCAUUCAAACUUAUUAGUCAUUUGCCAUGA
Messenger RNA from Vicia villosa (hairy vetch), 774 nucleotides. RefSeq lists its product as uncharacterized. Bases 1 to 774 code for a protein of 257 amino acids. The record is from RefSeq and is a predicted model, not a curated record. The transcript is spliced from 5 exons. Lineage: Eukaryota; Viridiplantae; Streptophyta; Magnoliopsida; Fabales; Fabaceae.